Molecule: messenger RNA, 3197 nt
Organism: Manis pentadactyla (Chinese pangolin)
Lineage: Eukaryota; Metazoa; Chordata; Mammalia; Pholidota; Manidae
Gene: ITFG1
Product: integrin alpha FG-GAP repeat containing 1
Exons: 18
Coding region: 149-1984 (611 amino acids)
Cellular component (GO): plasma membrane
Source: RefSeq, a predicted model, not a curated record
AGCCCUAGGAGAGAGUGCGCGGGAAGCCGGCGACAGCCUGUACCAGCGUUGGGGCUGCGCGCUUUCCCUCUCUCUGCUGGCGGCACGGUGCUUUCCGGCUGCCGUCAAGUGCGGCAUUGGGCCGGCGGGCGGGAGCCGCGGGGCUGCCAUGGCGGUGGCGGGCCGACUGCCGAGCUCCUGGUUAUUGCUGGCGCCUCUAAUCGGGGGAAUCGCGCUACUGGGAGUCGGGCCGGUUCUCGUGCGGGCGCUGCACAACGUCACGGCCGAGCUCUUUGGGGCCGAGGCCUGGGGCACCCUAGCGGCCUUCGGAGACCUCAACUCCGACAAGCAGACGGACCUCUUCGUGCUGCGGGAAAGAAAUGAUUUAAUCGUCUUUUUGGCAGACCAGAACGCACCCUAUUUUAAACCCAAAGUAAAGAUAUCCUUGAAGAAUCACAGUGCAUUGAUAACAGGUGUAGUCCCGGGAGAUUAUGAUGGAGAUUCACAGAUGGAUGUCCUUCUGACGUAUCUUCCCAAAAAUCAUGCCAGCAGUGAAUUAGGAGCUGUUAUAUUCUGGGGACAAAAUCAAACAUUAGAUCCUAAUAAUAUGACCAUACUCAAUAGAACUUUUCAAGAUGAGCCACUAAUUAUGGACUUCAAUGGUGAUUUAAUUCCUGAUGUGUUUGGUGUCACAAAUGAAUCCAGCCAGCCUCAGAUACUAUUAGGAGGGAAUUUAUCGUGGCAUCCUGCAUUGACCACUAACAUUAAAAUGCGAAUUCCACAUUCUCAUGCAUUUAUUGAUCUGACAGAAGACUUUACAGCAGAUUUAUUCCUCACAACAUUGUCUGCCUCUAGUACUUUCCAGUUUGAGUUAUUGGAAAAUUUGGAUGGAAAUUUCUCUAUCCACACUGUAUUUGAAAAGCCUCAAAAUAUGAUGGUGGUUGGGCAGUCAGCAUUUGCAGACUUUGAUGGAGAUGGAAAUAUGGAUCACUUACUGCCAGGCUGUGAAGAUAAACACUGCCAGAAAAGCACCAUUUACUUAGUGAGAUCCGGGACAAAGCAGUGGGUUCCAGUACUACAGGAUUUCAGCAAUAAAGGCACACUUUGGGGCUUUGUGCCAUUUGUGCAUGAACAACGACCAACUGAAAUACCAAUUCCAAUUACCCUUCAUAUUGGAGACUACAACAUGGAUGGCUAUCCAGAUGCUCUUGCCAUACUGAAGAAUACAUCUGGGAGCAAUCAGCAGGCCUUUUUAUUGGAGAAUGUCCCUUGUAAUAAUGCAAGCUGUGAGGGUGCACAUCGGAUGUUUAAAGUCUACUGGGAGCUGAUGGACCUAAAUCAAAUCAGAGAUACCGUGGUUGCCACCUUCUUCGACAUUUACGAAGAUGGAAUCUUGGACAUUAUAGUACUAAGUAAAGGAUAUACAAGGAAUGAUUUUACCAUCCAUACACUAAAAAAUAACUUUGAAGCAGAUGCUUAUUUUGUUAAAGUGAUUGUUCUUAGUGGCCUCUGUUCUAAUGACUGUCCUCGUAAGAUAACACCAUUUGGAGUAAAUCAGCCUGGACCUUACAUCAUGUAUACAACUGUAGAUGCAAAUGGAUAUCUGAAAAAUGGUUCAGCUGGACAACUUAGCCAGUCAGCACAUUUAGCUCUCCAGCUACCAUACAAUGUACUUGGUUUAGGUCGAAGUGCAAAUUUUCUUGAUCAUCUUCAUGUUGGUAUUCCCCGUCCAUCUGGAGAGAAGUCUAUACGAAAACAAGAGUGGACUGCAAUCAUUCCAAAUUCCCAGCUGAUUGUCAUUCCAUAUCCUCACAAUGUUCCUCGAAGCUGGAGUGCCAAACUUUAUCUUACACCAAGUAACAUUGUUCUGCUUACUGCUAUUGCUCUCAUUGGUGUCUGUGUUUUCAUCUUGGCAAUAAUUGGCAUUUUACAUUGGCAGGAAAAGAAAGCAGAUGAUAGAGAAAAACGACAAGAAGCCCAUCGGUUUCAUUUUGAUGCUAUGUGACUUGCCUUUAGGAUUACAUAAUUGAAUGGCUAUUCACUUGAUUAAUUGAAGCACUAAAUUUGGCUUAAAGAAGAAAAUAGGGAAUUUUGAAUAUUAUUUAUAAAUGAUGCAUCCAUUGGUAGUUAUUGGAAUGUAUUCAAAUAAAUAUGGUCUGAAUGUGUCACACGGUCUUUUUUUAAAGCACUUUGUAUAUAAUAAUUUGGGCUCUUUAUUCAACAGUGCUGUACAUUUUUGUUCCUUUGUGGAAUGUGUUGCAUGUACUCAGGUGUUUAUGUAUUUAUAAUCUUAUUAGAAUAAUAAUGAUGGAAAAAAGACAUGAAUAAAUAAAAAUAAAUGAGCAGGGAUUUUUGUGUUCCAUUUGGUCUUGCUUCUUACAAUGCAAACUAUACUUUUGUAAAUGUGUUACAGAUAAAGUCAUCAGAGCAGGUCAGGGGUCUCUCAUGGAUGGCAUACAGUAUUGGGGACUCUGGCUGUGGGAUUGCAGUCAGACGGACUUGCCUUAAACUCCAAUUACAACUCUAACAAGCUAUUUGAACCUAGCAAAUUGCUUAACCUCUGUGAGACUCAGUUUUCUUGUUUAUGAACAGUACUAAUAAUAAUAUUCACUUGAGUUACUGUAAACAUCAAGAGGGAUGAUGUAUGUAAAGUGCUCACUCAGCCCAUGCCUGGCACAGAGUAAGUGCUCUCCAUAGGUGGUAGUUGUCAUUAUUAUUUUUAGAUAGUGUUUUAAAGAUCUCUACAACUAAUUAUCAAAAUACAUUAACUCAAUAAAAUUUUAUUUCCAGACAUAAGGAAAUCAUUUUCCUUGGAAAACCUAAAUUCUUAGUGGCUGAUAUCAUAUAUAAAGAUGUAUUACUUGCUCAUAUUAACUAAAAAUGAUAGUACCUUCCAAGAAUAAAUGUGCCCUAAAAAAUUUCAUUUGAACACUGAUCCUUAUGUAGUAAUGAAGAGCAUUUGAUGUCUUGAAACUGCUGUAGACAGCAUCUGGGAAUGCAAAUCUUCAAUCACAUUUCUAUUCUCAAAAGCUUAUAGAAGUCUAUAAUUUACAUUCAGACUUCAUUGCAAAUUUUUGUGAACUUCACCUCACCAAAAACUAUUUUAAGACUUAAAUCUAAGAUUGUGGAAAACAUGUAUAUAUAUCAGUGUUAAUAAUUUUCUGAUAUGCAAAUAAACAUGUGAUGGCUAUAAAAUAUAAAAUCUUACCUGAAAACAA